Messenger RNA from Symbiodinium necroappetens, 418 nucleotides. The record is from the annotation of a GenBank genome assembly. Lineage: Eukaryota; Dinophyceae; Suessiales; Symbiodiniaceae.
GCUAAGCAUGGUUUCACGCUCUCUCUCCAGUCCCCUGAUCCAGACAAUCGAGCCGCUGAGCUCUACAAGGCAAGUGCAGCACCUGCGGAAGGCCAUACGGGCCCAGACAUCGCACCGCCAAUGCAGAUUUCACGUCCAGGUGGAGCCUGGCACAGCACCAGUUCUACCCUCCAGGCAUCGAGCUGUGUCGAGGUCGAUUUGGUCCAACACGGUAGGCGUCUACGAGAUCUGCCCAGAGAUGUCCGAGGCCAAAGCGAGCUUUGUGGACCACAAGCCGAAACGUUUCGGGCCGGUGAAGUCGUUCGUCAGCGCACGGGACCCGUUUGUCCUCCACCGGGAAGAAACGUUCAAGUUUGGCAACCAGCAAAUCAUGCGACUGGGCGCCCGGCCGAAUGCGCCUUCCCAGAGGGGCCAUUGA